Messenger RNA from Maylandia zebra (zebra mbuna), 5369 nucleotides. RefSeq names its product trafficking protein, kinesin binding 1b (gene trak1b). Gene Ontology annotation, molecular function: myosin binding; GABA receptor binding. The record is from RefSeq and is a predicted model, not a curated record. Gene Ontology annotation, cellular component: cytoplasmic vesicle; mitochondrion; dendrite. Gene Ontology annotation, biological process: mitochondrion distribution; neurogenesis; vesicle transport along microtubule. NCBI's taxonomy places the organism in Eukaryota, Metazoa, Chordata, Actinopteri, Cichliformes, Cichlidae.
GCCUCCCCAGCCCCCUCCUUGUCCCAGGACCCAGAGUCAGAGCCUGAGCCCGACCGGCGGCACAACCACGAGGAGCAGUAUGUGAGCGAGGGCGAGUACAACCAGCCCGAGACACGUCCGGAGCCUCCCGACUGCAGGGACGCCGAAACCAUCACAGAUGUCUGUAACAGCACUGACCUGCCGGAGUUUGAGAUCAUCAGUCUUCUGGAGGAGCAGCUGCCGGUGUACCGCUUGCGGGCUGACACCGUCUACGGCUACGACCAUGACGACUGGCUCCACACGCCCCUCGUCGCUCCUGAGGCCAGGCUCGACCUGACCACCGAGCAGAUCGAAGAGACACUAAAAUACUUCUUGCUGUGUGCAGACAGAGUGGGCCAGAUGACGAAAACCUACAAUGACAUUGAUGCUGUCACACGUUUGUUGGAAGAGAAAGAGAGAGAUCUGGAGCUUGCUGCAAAGAUUGGCCAGUCGCUCCUUAAGAAGAACCGGACUCUCACAGAGCAGAAGGAGUAUUUGGAGGAACAAGUGGGACAAAUCACAGAGGAGGUUGCCCAGCUGCACCAUGAGCUGAACCUCAAGGAUGAGCUGCUGCAGUUUUACACCAAUGCAGCUGAAGAGAUCGAGGAUGAAUCCAGCAACUCCCCAACGGGUAAAAAAAGCAAAGUGGAAACUGCUUCAGGAGGCUUUGUGAGCGACACGCUCCAAAAGAAACUCAAAGAGCUGGAAGAGGAGAACCUGUCACUCCGCUCAGAGGCUAACCAUCUAAAGUCAGAGACCGAAACUUAUGAAGAAAAGGAGCAGCAGCUUGUGAACGACUGUGUCAAAGAGCUCAGGUUGUCCAGUCUUCAGAUUUCUGCCAUAGCGGAGGAACUGGCCCGUAAGACUGAAGACGCAUCACGACAGCAAGAAGAGAUCACACACCUCCUCUCUCAGAUAGUAGAUCUGCAAAAGAAAGCCAAAUCUUAUGCAGUGGAAAAUGAGGAGCUCUCUCAACACCUGCUGGCAGCUAAAGAUGCCCAAAGGCAGCUCACAGCAGAGCUCCAGGAGUUAGAAGAGAAGUACUCAGAGUGCAUUGAGAUGUUGCAUGAAGCUCAGGAGGAGCUGAAGAACCUGAGAAACAGAAACUACCCUGCAGGAACCCCACGCCGCUAUCACCCGCUGGGACUGUACCCGAUGGACUCUCUGGCAGCUGAGAUUGAGGGAACGAUGAGGAAGGAGCUGAGUCUUGAUGACCCAGAGUGUGAAGAACAGAAGGUCCAUCGGAAACGUGUAUUUGAGACGGUCAAAAAUGUUAACCAGACAGUUCGUCAGCGUUCUCUGACUCCAACCAACUCCAACAUCCCGGGUUCUAACCAGUCCCUGUCAGCUCGAACGUCACCCCAAUCGAGUGGUCUCUCCACACCCCACUCCAGCAUAUUUGGAGGUGACCUUAGUGGAGAAAGUGUAGUCCUUGAUAACCGAACGCAGAGCAUCCUAAUGGAGACGGCAUCCAAUCAGGACAGCACAGAGGGCCAGGAGAAGAAGGCAAGUGGGGCAGAGGACUUGCGGCUUGCUCUGCGUCGCCUGUCUUUGCGCCGACAAAACAAUUUAAGUGAAAGGCGCUUCUUUGAAGAGGAGCGAGAGCGACGGCGGGGAGGGCACCCUGGACUCCACGAUGCCCUCACCCAGGAGAGUCUCUUAACCCCAUCCGAAAGCAUCAUGUCCCUCGGAAACCUCCACCUCUGGGCCUCGCGAGGGCCCUACCUCCCCGACAAGCUUCAGAUCGUCAAACCACUCGAAGGAUCUGCCACUCUGCACCACUGGCAGCAGUUAGCCCAGCCUCACCUGGGUGUGAUCUUGGACGCCAGGCCAGGAGUUGUGCCAAAGGGCUACAGACCUCUAGAACUAGAGCUGGAGCAGGCGUACCCAUGGGGCGGCUUUGAGGAGGAUGAACCAGGAGAGCAAUACUUCCAAAAUCUUCCCACCUCUUCAGCUUCUGCCUCACCGGCAGUGGCCCCCACCUCCAGUACAAGUGACGCCAACCUCGUACAGCCUUCAGUCACCCUGGCCCCACCUUCUCCGCCCUCACCAUCACCACACCUCAGCAACACCGAUGCUCUGGCUGCAUACUACCCAGGUAAAUGCAUGGCUCACACCAGCUCCACUUACACCUUUACAACCUGUCGGAUCCUCCAUCCAACUGAUGAGCAGACGCGGGUUACGCCAAGUUUAAACCCAGUGCCUGCAUCGUCCUCCUGUGUGAUGACCAGCACUCUGCUGGGUACUCCUGCUGCUACUCCCUGCACGUCCCGCAGGCUCAGUCUCAGGCCCUCUGAAUCCUCAACUAACCUCAGAGAUGCUACACGCACCACCAGCACCUCCCUGGGGUUGGUACGUCUUCUCCAGGAGAGAGGAAUCUCAGCAGCUGUGUAUCACCAGAGCCAGGGCCUGGAGCAGGGUCAGGGCAGCGGAGGAGUCCUAUUAAGCACCUCCAUUGCCCCCAACCGAACACCUAAUCCCGAUCCUAUGCGACCCUCGACCCCUCCAAACUCUCCCACAAGACAGGGAGCUUCAGCUGUGCCAAGCUCCGCUGGGUUUGACUUCAAGAGUCCUUCUUAUGAGAACUUCCUGGCUUCCAAACCAGCCCGUUCCAUCCUGAAGGAGGUGACAGGGGGGAUGAGAGGCAGGCAGCGAGGCAGGGACUGUGAAAGCCAAACAGACGUUAGCGUGGCCGUCCACAAUCUGAACCUGGUAGACAAGGUGAAGCGUCUGGGUGUGGCUGGAGCCCCCGGAAGCAGAGCGAUGAGCCCUGGUCCCAUGCUAGGGCCUCUGGGUGGACUGCGUAGAUCUGGCUCCCCUUUUGGACCUGAUGGAAUGAGGAGGAACCGGAGUUAUCCAGGCAUGGUAGGAGCCAGCAUGGUCAUGAAAGCCCCAGGGCCCCAAGAGUAGUCUGGAUAGCUGCUGGCCAACAGGGUAGAUGAGUAGGAGCCCAGCAGGGCCAAGGACUGGCUGUUGAUCAGUCACCUGGAGCCCAUAAAAAUAUUUCCACUGUACAACAGCAACAUGGCACUACUGACCUAUUUCUAAUCACAGCUACAGUUUUACACAAACACUACACCUCUGUAGUGCUUUACAGUGGUGAUUCACGCUUGAACGAAGAGAAAAAUAAUAACUUAAAGGGUUAGUUCAUCCAAACUACACAGCAACAUCUUCUAUACUGUCUGUGCUGUACUUUUGCUUUUGUGUGCCCAGAUUUUGAGAUAUUGCUAAAAUGACCGGACAGAUUGGAGGCUCUUCUGUGUAAGUACUGAACAGUGACAUUUAAAGACUUUCAGUUAUUAAAUUAAAUUAAACGGUGAUGACGAAGCUUACAUUCUUUCUAGCUUUAACAAGUCUGAAUUAAAAUUUUUGCCAGAAUUCCUGCCGAACUGAAAACAAGUGCUCCCACGUCACCUGCAUUCAUCUUCAUUUUUAUAAAAAUUAGUGUUUUUCUUCGAGAAGCGAACUCUUUUUAAUUUAAUUAUGUAAAAAUUAAGGGGAAAAGGCUAAUGCAGUUUUGGCUUUUAGAAGCAUGACGUACCUGAACGGCAUAAUUAAAUGACUUUUUUCCCCCUAAGAGUGCUAAAUGUGAAUUUGAUUGGAUCUCACAGGACGGGUCUAGGAAGGAACACUUAGUCAGUUUUCUGAUAGACAGUGGGAAGGUGCUGAAUAAUACAUGCAGCUGCUUAUAUUUCGAACACCUGCGGUAGUUCUGGUUUUAAUGAUGAGACUAACUAAAAGUGAUGGAGAGGCUCACCUUCUCUCUAGCUGCAACAGGUCUGAGUUUAAAUUUUUGCCAGAAUUCCUGCAAAAUUAAAAACAAACACACCCACCUCAGCUUUAUUUUGACUUUAACUCUUAAGAUGGUAACUAGUUUCUUCCAUGUCCGUGAGCAACAAAUGCUUCUUAUUAAUCUAAAGUGGAAAACUGACAAUAUGUCUGCACCGAAAUAAAAACACAGUUACUUAAAGUUUUCUUAAUCGGAAGCUAAUAAUAUACAUAAAUAUUUUGUCAUUUUCUAAUGCCCACGGAUUGAUCAGGAAAGAAUUUAUAGCAUUUACAUGCCAUUAAGGGAGGAACCCUUAAUGGUAGCUGUUCCCACCCUGUGGAAUUGAUGCAAGCAGCAGAAAUGGGUCUCACUUAGAAAUAAGGGGAGGAGCUUAGUUAUUCAGGCCAGACUUGGAGGACUACUACUCCACAUCAAAAGGAGGCAGUUGAGGGGGUUCAGGCAUCUGAAUAGGAUCACCUGAUGACAAGUCCUACCCGGAGGAGGCAGAGGAUGUAUGGAUGGAUGCACAAGCACCCCCUAUGAAAUGCUUUUGAGCAUCUGGAAGUCUUUCCUUGUCAUUGUUAGCAUGUUGAGUUUUGCAUGUAAGUCAAAGCACUCUUUAUAGAGCUGCUGUAAUCUCUGCUCACUCUCUAAUAUUCAGAUAUCUAAAAUUCUGGACACACAAAGCCAGUUUUAUGUAACUUAAUUUUACAUAAUUGGGUGAACUGACCCGUUAAAACAGAAUACACUGAAAGCGAGCUACUGAAAUAUCACUCGGAUUCCUGCUUUGGAGACUGACUCUGCUGGCUAGAUGUAGUACUCCCACUCUUGCCUUUUCUGAAACACAUCCACAGAAUCCCACGCACAUCCAGACUCACACAGGUGCACUCUGCUAAAUCUUCCAUGCACUGGCUGGCUAUUUGUAGUCACUGUAGCACUGAAACAUGCCUUUCUACUUCAAUACUAGCAGAUGAAAAUUUCAUAAGUGGUUUUAAAAAAAAGUACACCGAAUUCAUAAAAUAUGUCAUCCUCUGUCUCUCUCUCCUUUCUUUUGAAGGGAUUAAGUGUGAGUCUGACAAGUCACUUUCACUAAAUCAUCAAAUAGAUUUCACGCCAGUGUUAAAGGUACUUCAGUUUCAUUUUCUAAAUGGCUGUUAGACAGUAAAGCUGAUGGUACUUCCACUGAACUGGAGAGAUCAAUACACUGAGGGAUUGCUUUAUCGUGGUUGGAAGCUUUCAGCUAUUUUUCCCUUAUUGUUUUAUGGUUGAAGAGAAUGAAGCAAUACAGUGCCUCAGCCUUGUGUUUUGUGAUUUUUCCCUUGUCAUGCAGGUCCAAAGGCGCUCACGCAACCAUAGUUUGCACUUGUGUUUAUUUAUUUUUAAAAAUCCUGAUUUUAAGAUAUCUUUUUUGUAAAAAAUAGCAUCGUCUUACAGACUGUAUAUAUAUACUGUUCACAGUCACUAUAAUGUCAUGUGUAGAUGAACCAUUAUUUGUAGUGCUUUAACCAAGAACCACACAUUGCUGUAAGUAUCUGGGUGAGCAUGUAAUCAGGGUUUUUCCAAAUAAAAAGUCAUCAAACAA